AUGCCGAUGGCUGCGAUGCAGCUCCGCGCUUUGCGGCUGAGGUCUAGCUACAUCGAGAUAUCAAAUAUACUUCGAGGCCGAUCGGUGGCUUGGCACGGACAAUGCUAUAACCCCGUUCAGACGCCGCGGCAUUUCCAUGCUCGGGCGUGUCUGCGACAGGAGGAGCCUCCUAAACAGCUUCCUGCUUUUUUGGAGGCUUAUAAGCGGGCUGUGGACUUCCCUCCUGCCACACAUGACUUCGAAACGUUCUUCGCACAGGCUGAGCCAAACACGCAAGUAGUUCUACACGGAUACCUUGGGAACCGCGCAGAUCUAUCAAAGAAACUAUCUUUCGUGCGGUUAUCUGAUCCCACCCUGCAACACAGCCUGCAAGUCGUCGCAUUCGCCAAGAACGAUGCCUUCGAGCAAUUGAAGACUGUGAAUGCGAACAGCCCCGUCGCUGUCCGCGGAACAGUCCAAAAGAAGAAGGUCAAACCAUCAGAGGCAGAGACCACACCAGCCUCGGACCUAUGGGAGCUCGCACUGGAAGAGAUCCAUCCUCUCAACGACUUCCCCAAGGAAAUAAUUAUGACACCCGAAACGGUGUUCCCACCCGAGCAGCGAUAUCUGCAACUGCGUUCGGAUGAAGAGUUGCGCGAAGCAUUACGGUUCCGCGCACGCGCGCAUAAUCUCUGCAAGAAGGAAUUGGAGGAGCAGUCCCGACCGCCGUUUGUGGAGAUUGAGACUCCGCUCUUGUUCAAGUCUACACCGGAAGGCGCAAGGGAGUUUAUUGUGCCUACUCGGAGGGAGGGAUUGGCUUAUGCUUUGCCGCAGAGUCCCCAGCAGUACAAGCAGAUUCUCAUGGCUAGUGGUUUGCCGAGGUAUUAUCAGUUUGCGCGCUGCUUCCGGGAUGAGGAUUUGCGGGCUGAUCGACAGCCUGAAUUUACUCAGCUUGAUAUGGAAAUGUCUUUCGCGACGGGCGACGAUGUUAUGCGCACCGUGGAAGGAGUCAUUCGCCGACUUUGGUCGACAUUGAUGAAAGACCCUGCUCCAGAGGGCCCAUUCCGCAAGGUUCCGUAUCAGGAAGUCAUGGCCAAAUAUGGCUCUGACAAGCCAGACACAAGAUAUGGAAUGGAAAUCAUCCGACUUGAUCAUGCUCUUCCAGUGGAUCUGAUCGACAAGAUCUCUGACCUUGACGAUCCUAUUGUGGAGGCUUUCAAGUUUGAAGGCAAUGACAACGAUCCCGCUGAAACUCACAAGUUCAUCACCCAGUUCCUCGACUCUCCCGCAGGUGCUCCAUUCAUCAACAACCCAGAUGGCGGCCCAGGCGUCUUCAUCUAUAAUGGCAAGCAGCCCCUUUGCGGACUCCAGCCCUUCGGUUUCGAAGCUGCCGAGCAACUCGAGGACCGGUUGGACCCAGACCACGGUGACCUGAUCAUUCUGCAAGCACGUCCCCGUGCUCCAUUCUCAGGGGGCUCAACCCCCAUGGGCGAUCUCCGCCGUGCAUUGCACGCUGCCUCCGUCUCAACGGGUUUCAAGCCUGCCCCUACAGGAUUUGACUUCCUCUGGGUCGUCGACUUCCCUCUUUUCUCCCCCUCUUCAGACUCAGAGCCCGGCCAGGGCGGCGCAGCAGGCUUCUCCUCCACACACCAUCCCUUCACCGCACCCAAGACCCCCGCUGAUGUCGAUCUUCUCCUGACAGACCCCACCCAGGCGGUGGCCGAUCACUACGAUUUGGUCGUGAACGGCGUUGAGCUGGGUGGCGGCAGUCGCCGUAUCCACGAUGCAGCAGUACAGGAAUUCAUUUUCCGGGAUAUUCUUCAGAUGCCAGCUGAGCGGUUGGCCGACUUCUCGCAUCUGCUCGAUGCCCUCCGCUCUGGCUGUCCGCCCCAUGCGGGACUCGCGCUGGGCUUUGACAGACUUGUUGCUGUCAUGCUAGGCAAAGAAUCCGUGCGUGAUGUGAUUGCGUUCCCGAAGACUGGCAAGGGUGGUGACGAUGCCAUGGUUGGCGCCCCGAGCCCUAUGACCGAGGAGGCUUUGCAGACCUACCACCUCAAAUUGAGGAAGUAA
Penicillium paradoxum is the source of this 2049-nucleotide messenger RNA. Its product is annotated as aspartate--tRNA ligase MSD1. The record is from RefSeq and is a predicted model, not a curated record. Gene Ontology annotation, molecular function: ATP binding; aspartate-tRNA ligase activity. The transcript is spliced from 3 exons. Lineage: Eukaryota; Fungi; Ascomycota; Eurotiomycetes; Eurotiales; Aspergillaceae. Bases 1 to 2049 code for a protein of 682 amino acids. Gene Ontology annotation, cellular component: mitochondrion; cytoplasm. Gene Ontology annotation, biological process: aspartyl-tRNA aminoacylation.